UAACUACCGCAACCUCAUAUGAUCAUCACAUUACCCUCCCAGUCCGCUUGAUGUGCUUCCCAUUGCUUGACACAGUAUUAGUCAGGCGGAGCUUGACAAAGUUUGACAAUCCGCACAUCUAUCAAACUGUGUGGGUUUGCAUGGACGCUAAGUGUAUUCGGAUUUUUACCAAAUAUGAGGGAUUGGUGUGAACUGUUCUUUUAAGGGUUACAGAAACAUCAUCAUGUCAUCUUCAGCAUCAUCUUCAUAGUUUGGUUGUGAGGAAGAGCUGUCAUUACACAAUGGAGGACUUUCAGACACCCAAAACAACCAACCAAAGAAACAACAACAUCAGGGAAGAGGCAUCAUUACAACAUGAAGAUCUCUCAACCACUGAGAAAAAUUCCCAGUUUAAUUUUCUCAAAACACUUCCUGGAAGAGCUGAAGACAUUUCAGGAGAGGACAGCCCGCCAUUACACAUCAAACUACUCUCGUGUAACAAUGACCUGUUGUAUGCCUACAACAACAGCCCCAAGGAAAACUCUGGGAAGUUAAGAGGAACGUUCCGCACUUCCCCGAAACCAGCAUUACGUUUUCCUGUGGAGAUGGAUCCCCUAAGUCAGCACGAUGAAUUUACAGCAGACCACGACAGUAAAACCAAGGUCAUGUCUUUUAGAGUAAAGCGAAGACUUCCUGGAUCAUCCAAACUCUCGUCUGGUAGCCAGGGUUCAGAUGAAGAGGACGCAAUAGAUGAGCCGAUGGAAAUGCAACAUUUGCAAAGCACUGAGGAGUGCAGAUUUGAGGUCCUACCGGUGGAGAUUGCUGCCUAUCCGACAGAUGAAAACCUCGUAGAUACACACGAGGAUGAUGACCUGAUGGAUUGGUGGAAGACUGUUGAGGGUUGGAGUAUAUGGAAUGAAUCAACACAUUUUCAAAAAGAUGAGCUGGCUGUCGAGGCUGUGGCAGACCGUGUGUUCAUGGCGGCUCGUCUUUUCGUAAGUCUGUUCAACCAGCGUGGAGCCUCCCUGCAACGGCGAGUCGUGGACUUGCUCGCGGUGGCGGACACGGCCGACAGCUUCCAUAAGAAGACUGUGAGCGCGGCCAUCGGUGGAGGGGUGGCUAGCGUGGCGGGGGGUAUAGCUACUAUCACCGGCCUCAUCCUGGCGCCAUUCACUUUCGGUACGUCCACCAUCGUUACCGCGGUGGGGAUCAGCGUGGCAACAGCCGGGAGCAUCACCUCAGCCACGGCUAACAUCACCGAUGCGGUUCAAUCCAAGAUGGACCGCAAGAAGGUGGAGAAGAUGAUUCAGGACUACCAGAACGAGAUCAGCGACAUCAGGGAUUGCCUGGAAUUCAUGCAGGAAGGAAUGAAUGCUCUACAGGAGUGGAACUUUAAGGAGUACUCUGAGAGUCUGGUCAACACGAGCCUCAACCGCAACAUAAAGUACGUCAUGAAGGAAGGUGGCCGAGCGGGUAAAGCGCUCUUGGUGAACACCGAAAAGCUUAUAAGCACUGUGAACAUUUUGGGCGUCACUGGAGGCGCUGCCAGAGCUGCCAAGGCCGUCAGCGUCACCACGGGGGUCAUGUCGGGUCUCUUCCUGGCUCUGGACGUUUUCUUUCUCGCCAAAGACACCAACGAGCUGCGCAAAGGCGCCAAGACCAAAUUUGCUUCCAAGAUCCGAGAAGUAUGCCGAGAACUUCAGCGCGGCCUGCUAGAGCUAAACAAAGUGAAGGCUCAGCUACAAAAGACCAUGGAUGGGAUCGAAGUGGAAGAAUAUGAACAGCAGGGCGAGGGGGAGGAGGAGGAUGAAGAUCAAUACGAGUCGGAUCCCAAGAAACUGGCUCUGCUGGAGCAAGAACUUGAUCAGUUGGAGGAGAAACUCGACCUGAAGACUUCGCAUGAGCAAACCAACCAAAGCAAGAAACCCUAAAAGAAAGAAAUUAGUAAAUAGAAGGAAACAGAAAGAAAUUAUGUAGAUGUGACUACAUUAAACGAUUUACUCAGCACCAUGUCAUCCAAAAUGUUGAUGUCUUUCUUUGUUCAGUCGAGAAGAAAUUAUGUUUUUUGAGGAAAACAUUCCACGAUUUUUUUUUUUUCAUUUUAAUGGACUUUAAUGGAACCCAACUCUUAACACUUAACUCAACACUUAACAGUUUUUUUCAAUCCACACUAUUCCUACGCCCCAUGACGCUUUGCGCGAAUUAUGGGUGCGACUUCCGGCGCGUACUGUCACUGAACCAGAGCCGGCGAUUUCCAUGAAGAUUACAGUCAUAAUUUCACGUAUGAACCAGUGUAAGGAUAAAAUUAAAAAGUGUUCUGACACAUCAAGAUAUAUUCAAUCGUUUCAUGUUGUUCCUCGGGGGUGAUGAGUCUUCAAUGUGCAAAUAUAAAAGCACAGAGACAUACCAGUAUCUCUACAAUGGGACAGUCAGUCGAGUGUUUAAUACAUGGAAUAUACAGAGACUUCUUGUUUUUAACCUUUUCAGGUGAUGUUUUAAAAUGUCACAACUGUCCCUGGUGUGAGGUUUUUUUAAACGGCAAUUUUUUAUCGACUUAUCGAGUUUUUAUGGCUACACAUCAAGCUUCACGCGAUCCGACAGCAGCAGUAACUUAUGCUUCUCAUUCAACACGAUGUAAGUUAUUUAAACAAACCAUAAUAAACAUAUUAAACUCCUA
Messenger RNA from Misgurnus anguillicaudatus (oriental weatherfish), 2656 nucleotides. It is a transcript of the gene apold1a, whose product is annotated as apolipoprotein L domain containing 1a. Gene Ontology annotation, cellular component: extracellular region; membrane. The record is from RefSeq and is a predicted model, not a curated record. Gene Ontology annotation, biological process: lipoprotein metabolic process; lipid transport. NCBI's taxonomy places the organism in Eukaryota, Metazoa, Chordata, Actinopteri, Cypriniformes, Cobitidae. Gene Ontology annotation, molecular function: lipid binding.